Messenger RNA from Funneliformis geosporum, 642 nucleotides. NCBI's taxonomy places the organism in Eukaryota, Fungi, Glomeromycota, Glomeromycetes, Glomerales, Glomeraceae. The record is from the annotation of a GenBank genome assembly.
AUGCUAAACGCCCAAGAAAGAAGAAUUAUAAACAGUUGUCAAACUUGUCGUACACCAAUCUAUGAAGGCCAACCAAUUUACACUAGUUCCAAAAGUCAAAGUUCUGGUCACACCAAAGGGGUUUAUGGAGGAAAGAGUUUUGGUGAUUAUCAAGCCGGAGGUUAUGGAGGAACUUACGGUAGCACUCAUGCCUCCGAAAGUGGAAUCUUAUUAGUGAUUAUUGUAACGAUUACUAGUGCCUUUGUUUUUCCAGGUUUAGAAGAAAGUGGAAUUCUGGUGGGUAGUUUGGCUUUAGUAAGCAUUUUAGGAAAUCUGUUCCAACCGGCAGUUGACCAAGGAAAAAAAGCCAAAAAAAGCCAAGAAGAUUUAAUGAUGGAAGAAAGAGCUAAAAAAAUAUAUGAUAAAAUUAAUAAUACUGCUUUGUUCUUUACCCUUAAAAAAAAUGAGGAAGGUAAACCAUUCGGUUCGAUUGGGUUUAAAGAAAUUUCGGCUGAAUUGGAAAAAUUAGAUGUUCCCUGUCAAAAGGGUCAACUAUCGGAGUCUAAUCCACUUAAUAAACUAGAAGACAAGAAUCUUAAUCCUUACUACUUAAUUGUCAAUGGUGAUAAUCGAGAUGAGGCUUAUUUUUGUUUUGAAAGUUUG